AUGGACAUUCUAUCGGAAGAUGGUGAGGGAGUAUUUGACGAGAGAGUUAGAGUCCGCAAGAGAAAUGUGCUUUCAAACAUAACAAAUAAGUCAGGGGACAUAUCUAUGGCCUACAAGGAUGGUAAUGGAAAGGAUGUAAAGAUUGACAGAGAAAAGGAUAUUGAAGAUCAAGAUGGAUUUCUGAGUGGGACUGGUCCUGGAAAUGUGAUCAGAGGAAAAGUUGUUUUCAAGGAUUUUACUUCGGAGGAUGGACGAAACCAGGAUACUGGUGAAAGGAAGGCAGAGAGUAAGGAAAAUGGAAGUGACAGUGUGGUGUCUAGGAUUCAGAAGGAGUUUGAGGAGCUGAAAGAAAUGCAUAGAAAGGCACUAGGAGCUCGAAGAAAGCUAAUAAAGACAAUGGAGAAAGAAAUGUCUGAACUAAAGCAAAGGAUGGAGGCCAAGCAGAAGGUAGAGAUGGAGAAUCUCAAAAGACAAUAUGAUGAAAAGCUUCGGGAGAAACAGGAGGCGUACAAAAGAAUUUGUAAGGAAAAGAUUCUCGAGUACAAAAGAAAGCUUGAUGAGGCCUAUAGAGUAAAGGUUAUGGAACUUAAGGAAAGAUACGGGGCGUUAAGAAAAAAAAAGAGCUAA
Molecule: messenger RNA, 627 nt
Organism: Encephalitozoon romaleae SJ-2008
Lineage: Eukaryota; Fungi; Microsporidia; Unikaryonidae
Exons: 1
Coding region: 1-627 (208 amino acids)
Source: RefSeq, a predicted model, not a curated record